This is a messenger RNA of Cydia splendana, 1834 nucleotides long. RefSeq names its product probable cytochrome P450 49a1. Gene Ontology annotation, molecular function: heme binding; monooxygenase activity; iron ion binding. The coding region runs from base 72 to 1814 and encodes 580 amino acids. The record is from RefSeq and is a predicted model, not a curated record. Lineage: Eukaryota; Metazoa; Arthropoda; Insecta; Lepidoptera; Tortricidae. The transcript is spliced from 7 exons.
AGAAAAACCAUGACUUGCAAUUUCCUGCAAGUAGUCCCUAUGCUCUAUUAUUAACAUGAGUACGUUAAAGGAUGUCACCACCGCAUUGCAGGGGCGUAAAUUGUAGGGUCAACGUCAACGCAAUCGUGCGGUACGUUGCCCGCUGCGUCAAGUCGCUCGGGUGGCGCGGGUUACGACAUUACCUACUGAAAAACGUAACCGCCCCACUGCUCAGGCUACAUGCUACUGGGCUAGGGCUGGACAGCCUGUUCAUUGAUAAUCUGGUCGCGAUGAACGCCGCGCGGUGCUAUACGGCGAUGCCGGGGCCCAAGCCCCUCCCUCUCUUUGGGAAUUCUUGGCGAUUCGCCUUAGGACAAAAACCAUGGCAGACAAAAGCUUUGGACAUCACGCUGUGGACUCUGAGAUCUUUAGCUGGUGACAGAGGAGCCGCUAAAGUGGCCAAGCUGUUCGGACAUCCGGACUUGGUAUUCCCAUUUUGCGCUGAGGAAACCGCGCGAGUUUACAGACGAGAAGAUUCGAUGCCGUACAGAGCUGUAGCACCGUGUCUUAGGCAUUACAAGAAUGAGCUGAGAAAGGACUUUUUCGGUGAAGAGCCCGGGUUGAUAGGAGUGCACGGAGAGCCGUGGUCCCGGUUCCGGUCGAAGGUGGCGAAAGCGCUGGCGGCGCCGGAAGCCGCCCGGGCCUCGGUGCCGGCUCUGGAUUACGUAGCCGACGACUUCGUGAAAAGAAUGGAAUGCAUCGUCGAUGAUAACCGGGAACUACCUACAGACUUCCUUAGCGAAUUGUACAAAUGGGCGCUUGAAUCGGUCGGAGCCUGGGCUUUAGGCACAAGGCUAGGUUGUCUCAGCGACGAUGAUAAAGAAGCGAAAGAAAUAAUAAGAUGCAUACAUGGAUUCUUUCACAGCGUUCCUAUCUUAGAAUUAUCUGCUCCAGUAUGGAGAUUAUACUCUACCCCGGCAUAUAAAACUUAUGUUGAAGCUCUGGACGCCUUUCGGUCACUCUGUUUGAAAAGACUGACUGACAAAGGCGUAUGUGCUCAAGUAGCGGCGAAAUGUGGCGAAAAAGUAGCUACAAUUUUAGCAUUGGAUUUGCUGUUGGUUGGCGUCGAUACGACGGCGGCCGCGGCUGCCAGUACCAUGUAUCUUUUGGCGAAUAACGCCAGAACUCAGAGAAGGCUGCAAGAUGAAUUGGAUACAAAUCUACCGACGGACAGAGUUUUAACGAGCAAAGACUUGGACCGACUUCCGUAUCUCCGGGCGUGUAUCAAAGAAGCUUUGCGAAUCAAACCCGUUAUAUUGGGCAACGGACGGUGUAUACAAUCGGACGCCGUAAUCUCUGGAUACGAAGUGCCUAAAGGGUGUCACGUCGUUUUUCCGCAUUAUAUCCUGUCGAACGAAGAGCGCUAUUUCCCGUCGCCACAGGAAUACGUUCCCGAGAGGUGGCUGAGGGAUGACGUCACGGACAAAACCACCGCAAGCAUCGACCAACGGUGUCCCGUCACUGGAUCUGGCCAUGAUGAAAGUGGGAAGCAAGAUUCAUUGUGCGAACACGAUAAGGCUCAGAAAGUGUGGAGCAAGCAGAAAGAAAUCGGGAUACACCCUUUUGCGUCUCUGCCGUUCGGCUUCGGCCGGCGGAUGUGCAUCGGUAAAAGAUUUGCAGAGGCUGAAUUGCAGUUAUUAUUGGCAAAGACUUUUCAUCGCUACGAAGUGUCAUGGCGCUACGGAGAGCUGACGUACAGCGUGACUCCAACUUAUGUGCCUAACGAGCCCCUUCAGUUCACUCUCAGCCCCAGAAAUGAACCGCUUAAAGAGUAGAUUAUCUAUCUUUUACGCAG